This is a messenger RNA of Trichoplusia ni (cabbage looper), 1334 nucleotides long. Its product is annotated as glyceraldehyde-3-phosphate dehydrogenase. The record is from RefSeq and is a predicted model, not a curated record. Gene Ontology annotation, molecular function: oxidoreductase activity, acting on the aldehyde or oxo group of donors, NAD or NADP as acceptor; NADP binding; NAD binding. Gene Ontology annotation, biological process: glucose metabolic process. Bases 123 to 1121 code for a protein of 332 amino acids. NCBI's taxonomy places the organism in Eukaryota, Metazoa, Arthropoda, Insecta, Lepidoptera, Noctuidae. The transcript has 2 exons.
CUGGAGUUGUCUAUUAUUACAAGCUUGCGCCUUGUCCUUCAGCUGACAUUUUAAAACUCCAUCUCUUGGAGAACGUACGUGGAGUUAUUUAUCAACUUGUUUCUACAUAAAUUUAUUCCGCCAUGUCGAAAAUCGGAAUCAACGGUUUCGGCCGCAUUGGUCGCCUGGUGCUCCGUGCCGCCGUCGAGAAGGGAGCUCAGGUCGUCGCCAUCAACGACCCCUUCAUUGGCCUUGACUACAUGGUCUACCUCUUCAAGUACGACUCCACCCACGGUCGCUUCAAGGGCACCGUUGAGAUCAAGGAUGGUUUCCUCGUCGUAAACGGCAACAAAAUCGCAGUUUACUGCGAAAGGGACCCCAAGGCCAUCCCAUGGGGCAAGGCUGGUGCUGAAUACAUUGUAGAAUCCACUGGUGUAUUCACAACCACAGAGAAGGCCUCUGCUCACUUGGAGGGUGGCGCCAAGAAGGUCAUCAUCUCUGCCCCCAGUGCUGACGCACCCAUGUUCGUCGUUGGUGUCAACCUUGAAGCCUACGACCCCUCAUACAAGGUCAUCUCCAACGCCUCUUGCACAACCAACUGCCUGGCGCCUCUCGCUAAAGUCAUCCAUGACAACUUCGAGAUUGUUGAAGGUUUGAUGACCACCGUACACGCUACCACCGCCACCCAGAAGACUGUUGACGGACCUUCCGGAAAACUGUGGCGUGAUGGCCGUGGUGCCCAACAGAAUAUCAUUCCCGCCGCGACUGGCGCCGCUAAGGCCGUCGGCAAAGUCAUUCCCGCUUUGAACGGAAAACUGACCGGUAUGGCUUUCCGCGUACCCGUCGCCAACGUGUCCGUCGUGGACCUUACCGUCCGUCUGGCCAAGCCCGCCAGCUACGAUGCCAUCAAACAGAAGGUCAAGGAGGCCGCUGCAGGCCCUCUCAAGGGAAUCCUUGACUACACCGAGGAGCAAGUCGUAUCCUCAGACUUCAUUGGUGACUGCCACUCUUCAAUCUUCGACGCUGCCGCCGGUAUCUCUCUCAACGACAACUUUGUCAAGCUCAUCAGCUGGUACGACAACGAGUUCGGCUACUCCAACCGCGUCAUCGAUCUCAUCAAGUACAUCCAGACCAAGGAUUAAAUAUUGAUAGCAGUGUAGAGAUAAAUGUUGUUAUGAAUGUUAUAUGUAUAUGAUUUUGUCGACACAGUCGGCUUUUAUUAUUUAAGCUUAAGUAUAGCAGUCAAAUCUAAAUUAUUCGACUACUUUGACAGUAGUAAAUUGAAUGUAUAAAUUAUCACAGUUCUGUAUAUUGCUAAUGAUAUCAGAAACUCACAAAUUAAACACUAAAAAUUA